UAUUAAUCGUUGAAUUGAAUUUGGCAGAAGAUCUGAUUGUUGGAGCAUAAGUAAAAGUGUCAUUCCAACCUUGAAACGAUCCUCUUUUGGAAACUCAAGAUGAAAUUGUUUCAUCAAACUUUCUAAGGGCUUAUUUAAAUUUUCUUCAUCUAGAAUUUUUAAUAACUUGACAAGUUUUCCUGGUGAUAGUGUCAUUUUUGUUGUUGUUUAUUUAUUUAUUUAUUUAUUUAUUGUAGUUGAUAAAAAAUAUUUAUACCUAUUUAUUUUGUUGUUGUAAAACCAAUUAUAUUUUUUUAACUUGGGCGAAUUUUUAUUGAUCUGGAUGAAAUUGAAGCGAUGGAACGAAUGUAGCUUCGUUGUAAAUUCUCCAUACGAUUAAAGUGUUUUUACUACUGUUAAAAAAACCAAGCUCAUAAUUUGAAGCUUAUUAAAUAUUAUAAGAGUUAAAUAACAAUUGAGUUAUUUAAUUAUAAAUAAAUAAUUUGAAAAUGGCUACAUUAGAAGACAAAUCAAUUUGGGAAGAUAAUGAGGAAACUUUGAGUGAAGAUGUAUUGCGAAUGUCAACAGAUGAAAUAGUAUCACGUACACGACUCCUAGACAAUGAAAUAAAAAUAAUGAAAAGUGAAGUGAUGCGUAUAUCACAUGAAUUACAAGCUCAAAAUGAUAAAAUAAAAGAAAAUACUGAAAAAAUAAAAGUAAAUAAAACAUUGCCAUAUCUUGUGUCAAAUGUUAUUGAAUUGUUGGAUGUUGAUCCACAAGAUAUGGGUGAAGAAGAUGGUUCUGUUGUUGAUUUAGAUUCACAAAGAAAAGGUAAAUGUGCUGUUAUAAAAACAUCAACACGUCAAACUUACUUUUUACCAGCAAUUGGUCUUGUUGAUCCUGAAAAGCUAAAGCCAGGUGAUCUUGUUGGUGUCAAUAAAGAUAGUUAUUUGGUACUUGAAACAUUGCCAGCUGAAUAUGAUGCUCGUGUUAAAGCUAUGGAAGUUGAUGAACGUCCAACUGAACAAUAUUCUGAUAUUGGUGGUCUUGAUAAACAAAUACAAGAAUUAAUUGAAGCUGUUGUAUUACCAAUGACACAUAAAGAAAAAUUUGUAAAUUUAGGAAUACAACCACCAAAAGGUGUAUUAUUAUAUGGACCACCUGGUACUGGUAAAACUUUAUUAGCACGUGCAUGUGCUGCACAAACAAAAUCAACAUUUUUAAAACUUGCUGGACCACAACUUGUACAAAUGUUUAUUGGUGAUGGUGCUAAACUUGUACGUGAUGCAUUUGCACUUGCUAAAGAAAAAGCACCAGCAAUUAUAUUUAUUGAUGAACUUGAUGCUAUUGGAACAAAACGUUUUGAUUCUGAAAAAGCUGGUGACAGAGAAGUACAAAGAACAAUGUUGGAGUUAUUAAAUCAACUUGAUGGAUUUAGUUCAACAGCUGAUAUUAAAGUUAUUGCUGCAACAAAUAGAGUUGAUAUAUUGGAUCCUGCACUAUUAAGAUCUGGACGUCUUGAUAGAAAAAUUGAAUUUCCACAUCCAAAUGAAGAAGCCAGAGCUCGUAUUAUGCAAAUUCAUUCAAGAAAAAUGAACAUGUCACCAGAUGUUAAUUUUGAAGAGUUAUCCAGAUCAACUGAUGAUUUCAAUGGAGCACAAUGCAAGGCUGUUUGUGUUGAAGCUGGUAUGAUUGCACUGAGACGUAAUGCAACAGCUGUGACUCAUGAAGACUUGAUGGAGGCUAUCAAUGAGGUGCAAGCCAAGAAGAAAGCCAAUCUUAAUUACUAUGCUUAAUCAAACACUCAAAUAUAUAUUCAAAUUGCUUUUUUUUUUUUUUUUUAAAUAUAAUAUCCAAUAAUGUAUCCUGGUAUUAAUUUACAUACUUGAAAUAAAAAAAAAAACAAAUAUAACUGUAAA
Aphidius gifuensis is the source of this 1898-nucleotide messenger RNA. It is a transcript of the gene Rpt5, whose product is annotated as 26S proteasome regulatory subunit 6A-B. Gene Ontology annotation, biological process: proteasome-mediated ubiquitin-dependent protein catabolic process. Gene Ontology annotation, cellular component: proteasome regulatory particle, base subcomplex. The transcript has 4 exons. NCBI's taxonomy places the organism in Eukaryota, Metazoa, Arthropoda, Insecta, Hymenoptera, Braconidae. Bases 489 to 1775 code for a protein of 428 amino acids. The record is from RefSeq and is a predicted model, not a curated record. Gene Ontology annotation, molecular function: ATP hydrolysis activity; proteasome-activating activity; ATP binding.